CCUCCGCUCACUGGCCGCUCUAGCCGUGCCCGGCCGUCUCGCUGCUCCCGGCCUGACGUCAUCACCCGGCGCCGCAGCUGGGUGGUUGGGCACGCGCAGCCAAGAAGAUGUCUCCGACGCCGGCGCUUUUCAGUUUGCCCGAGGCGCGGACGCGGUUUACGAAAUCUACCAGAGAGGCCUUGAAUAACAAAACUAUCAAGCCAUUAUUGAAUGCCUUCAGUCAGUUACCUGGCAGUGAAAAUGAAAAAAAAUGUACCCUUGACCAAGCUUUCAGAGGUGUUCUGGAAGAAGAAAUUAUAAAUCACUCAGCAUGUGAGAACGUUUUAGCUAUUAUUUCUCUUGCUAUUGGGGGAGUAACCGAAAGUGUCUGUACUGCGUCCACACCAUUUGUGCUGUUGGGAGAUGUCUUGGACUGCCUUCCUUUGGAUCAAUGUGACACAAUAUUCACUUUUGUCGAAAAAAAUGUUGCUACUUGGAAGUCAAAUACAUUCUAUUCUGCUGGCAAAAAUUAUUUACUACGAAUGUGCAAUGAUCUCCUCAGAAGAUUAUCUAAAUCUCAGAAUACAGUUUUCUGUGGACGAAUUCAACUGUUUUUGGCCAGGCUUUUUCCUCUAUCUGAGAAAUCAGGUCUUAACUUGCAAAGUCAGUUUAACCUGGAAAACAUCACUGUUUUCAAUACAAAUGAGCAGGAAAGCACCCUGGGUCAGAAGCACACAGAGGAUAGAGAAGAAGGGAUGGAUGUAGAAGAAGGUGAAAUGGGAGACGAUGAAGCACCUACAACUUGCUCUAUUCCAAUUGAUUACAACCUGUAUAGAAAAUUCUGGUCACUUCAAGAUUACUUCAGGAACCCUGUACAAUGCUAUGAGAAGAUUUCUUGGAAAACUUUUCUCAAGUAUUCUGAAGAAGUUUUAGCUGUUUUUAAGAGUUAUAAAUUAGAUGACACUCAAGCCUCCAGGAAAAAAAUGGAAGAACUGAAAACAGGAGGAGAGCAUGUCUACUUUGCAAAGUUUUUAACAAGUGAAAAGUUGAUGGACUUACAACUGAGUGACAGUAACUUUCGUCGACACAUCCUGUUGCAGUAUCUCAUUUUAUUUCAAUAUCUCAAGGGACAGGUCAAAUUCAAAAGUUCAAACUAUGUUUUAACUGAUGAGCAAUCACUCUGGAUUGAAGAUACUACAAAAUCAGUCUACCAACUGCUAUCUGAAAACCCCCCCGAUGGAGAAAGAUUUUCAAAGAUGGUAGAGCAUAUAUUAAACACUGAAGAAAAUUGGAACUCAUGGAAAAAUGAAGGCUGCCCAAGUUUUGUGAAAGAAAGAGCAUCAGAUACCAAGCCCACAAGAGUGGUGCGGAAGAGAGCAGCCCCAGAAGACUUCUUAGGCAAAGGGCCCAACAAGAAAAUCCUGAUUGGAAAUGAGGAGCUAACAAGGCUUUGGAAUCUCUGUCCUGAUAAUAUGGAAGCCUGUAAAUCAGAGACAAGAGAAUACAUGCCAACUUUGGAGGAGUUCUUCGAAGAAGCCAUUGAGCAAGCAGAUCCUGAGAACAUGGUUGAAAGUGAAUAUAAAGCCGUGAACAAUUCAAAUUAUGGGUGGAGAGCACUCAGACUUUUAGCACGGAGAAGCCCUCACUUCUUCCAGCCAACCAACCAGCAGUUUAAGAGUCUACCAGAGUAUCUGGAAAACAUGGUAAUAAAGCUAGCCAAGGAACUACCACCUCCUUCUGAAGAAAUAAAAACAGGCGAGGAUGAAGAUGAGGAAGACAAUGAUGCUUUACUGAAGGAAAAUGAAAGUCCUGAUGUUCGGCGAGAUAAACCUAUAACAGGGGAACAGAUAGAGUCAUUUGCCAACAAACUUGGUGAGCAAUGGAAGAUUUUGGCUCCUUACUUGGAAAUUAAAGACUCUGAAAUUAGGCAGAUUGAGUGUGACAGUGAAGACAUGAAGAUGAGAGCGAAGCAGCUCCUCGUUGCCUGGCAAGAUCAAGAAGGAGUUCAUGCAACAACUGAUAGCUUGAUUAGCGCACUAAACAAGUCUGGAUUAAGUGACCUUGCAGAAAGUCUAACUAAUGACACUGAGACAAACAGUUAGCUUUCUUGGUUUCCUUUCUUUUUUAUUAGACUGUGAUAAGAUUUUGUUACCAAGCAGCAUUUGAUAAGAGGUCCACUGGUUUUGGUAAACAAUAAACACUUUUAUAACAGCUAUUGUACAGUUAGUUGACUAGUGCUCCAAUAACCACACACAACACAGGCACUGGCUUAAACCAGGAGGGUGGGGUAGGAAAUGACGAAAGUAAAACAACCUCAGGAUUAUAGACUACUUUUUGUAAGUAUUUUUAUAAAAAGUUAAAUGUACUAACCCAAAUUAGGUUCCUAAAUGCUAUUAGUCAUGAAAUUUAUUCU
Molecule: messenger RNA, 2392 nt
Organism: Acomys russatus (golden spiny mouse)
Lineage: Eukaryota; Metazoa; Chordata; Mammalia; Rodentia; Muridae
Gene: Thoc1
Product: THO complex subunit 1
Exons: 21
Coding region: 108-2081 (657 amino acids)
Biological process (GO): mRNA export from nucleus; regulation of DNA-templated transcription elongation; signal transduction
Cellular component (GO): THO complex part of transcription export complex
Molecular function (GO): protein binding
Source: RefSeq, a predicted model, not a curated record